CGUCUCGUCCUCGACUUUCACCCAUUAGCCCAACACGUCUAAAAUUUCAUUCCUUUCCUCUUUACCACCACAUCACAUCCGCCGCUCCACGCUCAUCAUUGGGCGACACCACGAUGUCGUCUAGCGACAGUGAGGCCCACGCCUCCAUGUCCAAGGUAGAGAGAAAACGUGCAAAGGAGGAAAAGCGGCAGCGGAAGGAGGAGAGGCGGGCGAGGAAGGCAGACAAGGAGGCAAAGAAGCAGGCAAAAGAAGCAAAGAGGACCAGUUCCAGCAUCGAUGACGAGGAGCGCAGCAGAAAAGAGCGCAAAGGCGCGAAGAAGGCUGCUAAGGAGGCAAAGAAGAGCGCGGAUGCUACAGUCCCUGCCAACCCUUCAGCGCCUGCUCCGGCUCCCCGAAGAGCAACUUCGCCCGUAACCUCACCGAAGCAAGCACAGGGCGUGCAGCUGCCUCCGGCUACGAACCUCCCGUAUGCCUACGCCAACGAGUUCGCAUCUAGCAGCUCCGCCCAAGCGGCGAGCAACCCAUUUGCACCUACGGCGACUCGAGCUUCGUCACGUCGAGCUCCCUCCCCAUUCUACCCUCAACGCCCUCCAGCACCUUCACCCUUCUUUCCUCGACGUCUGCCAACUCCAGGGACAGGCCAAACCACAUCAUCGACGCCAGCCCUCGAUCCGCGGGAUUUCCCCCCUGGCCUCGACCUCUCCUCUAUCAAGACCGACCCAAAUGAAGACGAAGGCCAAACAGGCCCCUCUACUCGUACCACUCGCUCGAGCACUCCCCGACGCAUCACCACCGCCGCCUUGGAUGCCGCUAUCAGUAGCGCAGGAAAUGGCGCCUCUCGCGGCAGUAGGGUACCGCGGGCACGCACCGGCGUCCACAAUGCCGCCGUGCACACCGCCUCUACCGGCGAAAGUCUGCAAAAGUCCAAAUCUGCUACUCUCGAUGACGCUCGCGGCCUCACAGAAGCACAGAUCCUCUCCGAAAAGCUCUAUCAACCUCAUCAGUUCAAAUGGCUUGAGGAAGCAGGCAUGCUGACCACGCUGAAGAAGGGCAUUUUCACAACCGCCGAGCGAGAAGCCAUGCGCACCGCGUUCGAGGCCUUUUGGACCCGUAAUGGGAUGACCUUCGAGCAAGGCCAGGAGACCCUUACCUCACGCUCAGGCAGGGGAGAGGCAGAUUUGUAUGCCCAGAUGACCUCGAACGUGACGGCCGCCGUCCCUGGCCGGUCUCAAAGGGCUGUGAGGAGGUACUUGAGGGAGUGGUUCCACCCUGAUGCGCGCAAGGGGAGCUGGACGGAUCUGGACGUCUGGAAGCUGGUCAAGGCGCAUGAUGAGGUGGGGUCUAACUGGACGGUGGUGAGCCAAAGGGUCGGGAGGAUCCCACGUGACUGUAGGACCAGGGUGCGCGAUCACUGGGAUGAUGAUGUGAAGAGGGUCAAGGAGAUGCAGGCGAGGGGAGGGCCAGCAGCGCAGGACAAUGGCGAGGGAAGCAGCAGUGCGGCUUCACCCUCGACCUCCCCUCCCGCCAACGUGAGCGCCAAAAAGAGGACCGGCCCCGAGAAGCCCUCAUCCUGGACGAGCGAAGAAAUACGGGAGCUCCUCAAAGCAGUCCCUGAAGUCUGCGCACAACUCAACAUCGACCUGCAGGCAGGCGGUACUCCCUCAUGGAAGGUCAUCUCUACCCGCAUCAAGACCAAAGCAGCAUCCAGCUGUCAACGCAAGUGGGACGAGAUUCGCAUCGCUCGCAUGAAGGGCAAGACCGACGAGGAGAUUAUCGCAAAUAAGAGGACUGGCCGCUCUUCAUCGUAUUUGAGCGCAAGGGACAAUAGAGCACUGGUCCGCAGAUUGGAAACCCAAGCGGGCGUGCACGGGUGGGAAGACGAGAAGAGUGUGGAUUGGGGCAAGGUGAGGGACGAUGAAGACGAUAUAGAUGGGGCUGAGGAGGAGGGCAGCCUGCUCUUUGGCAAGAACGAGCUAAGUAAGGCGUGGAAGCGACUCAAGGAUCGAUCUCUCCCUGGAGCUGCGGCAAAAAGGGGACAGAGUGCGGGCGCAACGAAGAAAAUGAGCUUCGAGGAGCAGCUGGAGAUUUUGAAGCCUAUCGUAGAGAAGGAGCAUGAGACUUGGCGAGCGACGCAGCAGACCGAAGGGGAGACUCCCCGCAAGAAGAAGAGGGGAGUGGACGAUGCGAGGAGUCCAUCGGGCAGCCCGAGCAAAAGGCCCAAACGGGCGAUUGGGACAGGCGCCGUUGAUUUGGGGGAUGAGAUUGGGUCUGAUGAGGAUAUGUAGGGGAGAGGAUCGGGUCGCAGCGGCGAAGCAGGAAACGACGACAAUUUGAGAAUACCCAUCUACUUUUACACGGUC
Molecule: messenger RNA, 2360 nt
Organism: Jaminaea rosea
Lineage: Eukaryota; Fungi; Basidiomycota; Exobasidiomycetes; Microstromatales
Exons: 1
Coding region: 114-2285 (723 amino acids)
Biological process (GO): regulation of DNA-templated transcription
Cellular component (GO): nucleus
Molecular function (GO): DNA-binding transcription factor activity; transcription cis-regulatory region binding
Source: RefSeq, a predicted model, not a curated record